This is a messenger RNA of Psilocybe cubensis, 1074 nucleotides long. RefSeq lists its product as uncharacterized. Bases 1 to 1074 code for a protein of 357 amino acids. Lineage: Eukaryota; Fungi; Basidiomycota; Agaricomycetes; Agaricales; Agrocybaceae. The record is from RefSeq and is a predicted model, not a curated record. The transcript is spliced from 3 exons.
AUGGACGAAGUCGAAAGCAUCUCUCCGGAUUCCCAUCAUAACGAUAAGCGUGAAUUUAAGGACAACGAGCGUCAUCAUCCCCAUGCCAGAAACCAUGUGAAGUCGAAACAACAGCCCCUUCUUCAGGGCCAGUCGGAAGAGCAGGGAAAGCAAGGAGGGGACAGUAGCGAUGAAGAAAAACGUGAUCAGUACCGCGACCUGGACCAAAGGAACCUAUACCAACAGGACCGCAGCCAGGAUCAGGAUAGAGGGGUGCUAGCUUCGACACAGAAGCUCCAUGAAGAGGAAUGGAUGAUACAACUCGAGCAAGAUGAAAUCUAUCCUGACCGCGAGGAAAGGAUUUCGUCCGAGGAAAUGUCAGGGUUGGAUAACCUUCAGGUGGAGUUGGAAAGGGCUGAACGUAGCAGAGAAGAAGUCGAGGAAUCAUUGAAACACCGAGAAACAUACGAAAGCUCUUGCCAACAAUUUGGCCAAUCCCAAGCAUGGUCCAUCGUCGCGGAGACGUUUGGCCUGGGUCGCAACAUUCCCAAUUUUGUUUUAAACUGGUACUCGACCGAUCUCGACGAAAAGCGCGAAAGUAUUAUGAAAUUGAUGAAACACUAUUGUUCCAGCACUCCAGAGCCAACGGUUCUUCAAGCUUUUGUUCAGGGUGUAACUGGGGUGCCAGGUGCAGAAGAUGAUGAUUACCACGCGUUGUUGCAAAGACUCCCUUUAGUCACAGACUACUGGUGCUCGGCCACCCAAAUGUAUGACUGCUUGAGAUAUCUCGUCUCAGGGAAAGUUACACGAGAUGGCCCUCUGUCGGAUGCAGGAACGACCGAGUCAUUACAGGUCUCUUUCGGGGAUGUCCUACCGUUGAGCACGUCCACGCAACAACGCUUGUUAGCUCGUAGGCGCUUAGUCACCGCCUCUUUCCAAUCUAAACACAAGAAAAUCGGGUAUCGCGUUGUUUUCAGUCAUGGACCGCAUCAUAUUCCCAUCGCCCCAUGGUUUUUACUUUCGAAACCUAAGGCGGGCGAUAUCAUCACCCAUCGGGUUCCAGACGGUAGUUCAAUCCACAAUGCUCAGUUAUAG